Messenger RNA from Pseudophryne corroboree (corroboree frog), 6863 nucleotides. RefSeq lists its product as uncharacterized. The transcript is spliced from 11 exons. The record is from RefSeq and is a predicted model, not a curated record. NCBI's taxonomy places the organism in Eukaryota, Metazoa, Chordata, Amphibia, Anura, Myobatrachidae.
UUCCGGACUGUGCGUUCCACAUACAGGAAGUGAGUUUUCAUCGACUGCUGCAGCCUCGCAGUGUCCGUGGAGAUCAGGAACUCCAGCUGUGGGGAACAGAGUCUUUAUUACACAUCACACGUUCUGUAUUCUCUCUGAUUCACCGAAGAUGGACAAGGACAGGACUGAGAGGAUAAUAAAAAUCACCCUGGAGAUCAUUUACCUGCUGACUGGGGAGGAUUACACAGUAGUGAAGAAGACAUCCAAUGAGUGUGAGAUACUCAACAGCCAUCCCCGUGUGUCAGGAGGACUGAGUAGAACCCAGAGCCCCAUCCCAGUGCCUCCACCUCUCUCACUAAUACAUGAGAGACACAAUGACCAAAAGAUCCUGGAACUCACCAACAAUAUCAUUCAGCUGCUAACUGGAGAGGUGACUGCUGGGAAUGGGACAUUAUACAGUAACACCGGGGAGGUGGAGUGUAUAGAGGAACACAGGGGUCUGUACAAGGACGUGAUGAUGGAGAAUCACCGGCCCCUCAUAUCACUGGAUGGACCCAGUAACAGAGAUAUCUCAGAGAGAUGUCCCCGUCCUCUGUAUACCCAGGACUGUACAGAGGAGAAUCACAGGAUCCCACAAGAGGAUCAGGGUGAAGCCCAAUUAAAUAAUAUUAAAAUCAAAGAUACAGAGGGAGAAGAAGAGACGUAUGUGACUGAUAUAAAGGCAGAAGAUACAGAGGGAGAAGAAGAGACUUAUGUGACUGAUAAGAAGGCAGAAGACAUAGAUGGAGAAGAAGAGACAUAUGUGACUGAUAUAAAGGCAGAAGAUAUAGAGGGAGAAGAAGAGACGUAUGUGACUGAUAUGAAGGUAGAAGAUAUAGAUGGAGAAGAAGAGACAUAUGUGACUGAUAUAGAGACAGAAGAUGCAGAGGGAGAAGAAGAGACUUAUGUGACUGAUAUAGAGACAGAAGAUGCAGAGGGAGAAGAAGAGACGUAUGUGACUGAUAUAAAGGCAGAAGAUACAGAGGGUGAAGAAGAGACGUAUGUGAGGGAAGAUCAGCAAUGUAAGGAGGAGGAGAUCCCUACAGAUAUCAGCACAGCAGAUGGACACACAAGCAGGAACAUCUCAGAAGGACAUCUAAUGUUAUCCCCGGAUUGUGACAUAAAAGAUAAUGACAGUAGACAGGAUUCUCCAGGAGCUAAUCCCAUUACCCCAAUUAUACAUCCAGCUCUAUCAGCUGGUCCCUCUGAUCCUGGGAAAUGUUCUGCUGAUAACUCUGAUAUUGGUGCAUCUGUUACAGCUCUGAGAGUAGAUACAGUGUUUCCCUGUUCUAUAGAUGCCAAAUGUUUUACACAGAACACAAAACGUAUUACCCAUCAGCCAGCUAAGGAAGGUGAGAGGCCAUUUCCAUGUUCUGAGUGUGGGAAAUGUUUUGCACGGAAAUCAAAUCUUGUUAUACAUCAGAGAAGUCACACAGGUGAGAAGCCGUUUUCUUGUUCUGAGUGUGGGAAAUGUUUUUCCCAGAAAUCACAACUUGUUACACAUCAGAGAAGUCACACAGGUGAGAAGCCAUUUUCUUGCUCUGAGUGUGGGAAAUGUUUUAGAUGGAAAACACAACUUGUUACACAUCACAGAAGUCACACAGGUGAGAAGCCAUUUUCUUGCUCUGAGUGUGGAAAACAUUGUUUAAAUAAAUCACAUCUUGUUAUACAUCAGAGAAGUCACACAGGUGAGAAGCCAUUUUCUUGCUCUGAGUGCGGUAAAUGUUUUUCCCAGAAAUCACCACUUGUUACACAUCAGCGAAGUCACACAGGUGAGAAGCCAUUUUCUUGCUCUGAGUGUGGGAAAUGUUUUACACGGAAAUCACAACUUGUUAGACAUCGGAGAACUCGCACAGGUGAGAAUACAUUUCCAUGUUCUGAGUGUGGGAAAUGUUCUGCACACAAAUCAGAUCUUAGAAACCAGGAAAUGGACAUGGUUAUUGAUACAGCAGUGACGAAUACCAUGGAUUCCUCUAUUGUGACUAUGCUGGAAGGAAAGAUAUUCAAUUUAUCUGAUAGGUCAUUGACUACGCAUGAAGUGAAAGUACUGCAAAAAGGCCUAAACUUUGCACCAACAAGUAAGCCCAACUCCUUUGACGUCUUUUUAGACGUUCAAAAAUGUAUUCGUAAAUUAACUAUUAAAAAGUUUUUUCAAAAUAAGGAGAAUACGGAUGUAGGUGUGGAGUAUAGUGGGGAAAUAUCUCGAUUUAAAGCUCCCUCCACGUUUUACCCUAUCCAAUCGAGAGGAAAUUGUUUAGAGGUUUUCAAUAAAGUUGUUUGUAGAGAGAUCGAGAAAGAGAUACAAAAAGGUGGUAAAAAGAACAAACCUAACCUGACCAAAAAGGAAUUCGAGGCCAUUCAAUCCUUGAAAGAUGACAAGGAUUUAAUUAUCAAGCCGGCAGAUAAGGGUGGAGGGGUGGUCCUUAUGAAAAGGGAAUCAUAUAUGGAGGAGGUGUACAAACAGCUUAAUGAAGGAGGUACUUAUCAGAAACUCAAAGCGGAUCCAACGGUGCGCAUUGCGAAGGCACUGCUGGAUCUUAGCACGCAAGCCUUGGACAACAAGGUAAUUACAAAAGGUGAACAUGAGUUUCUGAAUGUCAAGAACCCCACCAUACCCACCAUGUAUGUUCUCCCAAAGGUUCACAAGGACCCCCUCCACCCCCCCGGUAGACCCAUAGUAUCUGGGUGCAACAGCCUUACCAGUAAUCUUUCAGCUAUGGUCAACCACUAUUUACAGCCUAUAGUGGUAACUACAAGAUCUUUCGUAAAAGAUACUGGGGAUAUUUUGAGGAGCCUGACAAACUACAAAUGGGAAAUAGGAGAUUUCCUAUGUACAGCCGAUGUAUGUACUUUAUACACAAUUAUAGAUUUGGAAAAAGGCCUCAUGGCAGUCUCGUAUUUUCUAAGUAAAAGCAGCUAUAAUGAAUCCAUCAGGAUGUUCAUUAUGGAGAGUAUUAGAUUCAUCCAACUAAACAACUAUUUUUUCUUUGACGGUACUUUUUAUUUACAGCGGAUUGGCACCGCCAUGGGCACCAGGUUCGCCCCCAGUUAUGCCAAUUUAUUUAUGGCAUACUGGGAGGACACCCAGAUCUGGAGGGAUGGUGUGCUGGUGGCGGGCCUGGUGUCCUGGCGGCGUUAUAUCGAUGACGUGUUUUUUGUGUGGCGCGGAGAUGAAGAGUCACUUAAAACAUUCUGUCAGAGACUCAAUCUGAAUGAUGUAAAUAUCAAAUUCACUUUCACACAGAGUCAGAGGGAGGUGUCCUUCCUUGACCUGAGCAUUUAUAUCCAAGAUGGUGAGGUUCAUUCAAAAACUUAUAGGAAAAAAACAGAUUCUAACAGUUUCAUUGACAGAACAAGUCAACACCAUGCACACUGGCUGGAUGGGAUUCCAUUCAGUCAGUUUACACGGGUCAAGAGGAACUGUUCAGAUACAGGAAUAUGCAACCAGCAAUUGGAUGAACUUACAGGUCGAUUAGUGCAAAAAGGAUACGCACCAAAUGUCCUUGAGUCUGCCAGAGCAAGGGUAGAUGGGGUGGAUAGAUCGCAACUUUUGACUAUAAAAGAGAAAUCCACCAAUUCUGAUGAUAGAUUCAAAUGGGCAUUCGUCAGCCAGUAUAGUAGUUCCUUUAAAAGUAUAGAGAAAAUUUUCAUCAACAACUGGAAUAUUCUGAAACAAGACAUGGUGAUUGGUGAAUUGUUGCCAGAUAGACCCACAUUUAUUUAUAGAAAGGCUCAAUCACUAAAGAAUCAACUUGUGAGGAGUAGCCUUGACCUAGAGUUGAGACAGAGUGUGAGGACUAAAGGCUUUCACCGCUGUGGUGACUGCCUUAUGUGCAAGACUGUUAAGGUUCCAGUGAGGAAAUUCACGGAAUAUAUUGUUAAUGGCCAUAAAUAUCCCAUUCGGGAUUUCAUCACAUGUCAUACGAAAAAUAUUAUAUACGUGCUCGAAUGCACCUGCGGCCUUGCUUAUGUUGGUAAAACAGGAAGAAGUGGUAAGGCAGAAGAUAUAGAGGAAGAAGAAGAGACAUAUGUGACUAAUAUGAAGGGACAAGAAGAGACGUAUGUGACUGAUAUAAAGGCAGAAGAUAUAAGGAGAGAAGAAGAGACAUACGUACGGACCUUAAGUCGUAAGCGUUAUUUUGCACUUAAAACCCUUAAAGCACAUAAAGUAGAUGAAAACCCCAUUGUACUGGAUAUGGAUGAUGAUAUUGCUGUGCAGAUAUUAGAAUCAUUACAACAGAAGGGGGCAGGAGGUCCUACUCAGGAUGAAGCUGUUACUGUCCCAAUCUACGAUCACACAAGCAGGAAUAUCUCAGAAGGACAUCUAAUGUUAUCCCCGGAUUGUGACAUAAAAGAUAAUGACAGUAUACAGGAUUCUCCAGGAGAUAACCCCAUUACCCGAAUUAUACAUCCAGCUCUAUCAGUUUAUCCCCCUGAUCCUGGGAAAUGUUCUCCUGAUCACUCUGAAAUUGGUGCAUCUGUUACAGCUCUGACAGUAGAUAUAGAGUUUCCCUGUUCUAUAGAUGCAAAAUGUAUUACACAGAACACAAAGCCUAUUACCCAUCAGCCAGCUGAGAGGCCAUUUCCAUGUUCUGAGUGUGGGAACUGUUUUGCAUACAAAUCACAUCUUGUUAUACAUCAGAGAAGUCACACAGGUGAGAGGCCAUAUUCCUGUUCUGAGUGUGGGAAAUGUUUCGCACACACAUCAGCUCUUGUUACACAUCAGAGAAGUCACACAGGUGAGAAGCCAUAUUCCUGUUCUGAGUGUGGGAAAUGUUUCUCACAGACAUCAGCUCUUGUUACACAUCAGAGAAGUCACACAGGUGAGAAGCCAUAUUCCUGUUCUGAGUGUGGGAAAUGUUUCGCACAGACAUCAGCUCUUGUUACACAUCAGAGAAGUCACACAGGUGAGAAGCCGUACUCCUGUUCUGAGUGUGGGAAAUGUUUUGCAUACAAAUCACAUUUAGUUUUUCAUCAGCGUGCUCACACAGGUGAGAGGCCAUUUUCCUGUUCUGAUUGUGGGAAAUGUUUUGCAUCAAAAUCAGAUCUUGUUCCACAUCAGAGAAGUCACACAGGUGAAAAGCCGUAUUCCUGUUCUGAGUGUGGUCAAUGUUUUGCACAGAAAUCACAUCUUGUUAGACAUGAGAGAAGACACACAGGUGAGAAGUCAUUUUCCUGUUCCGAGUGUGGGAAAUGUUUUGCACAGAAAUCAGAUCUUGUUCCACAUCAGAGAAGUCACACAGGUGAAAAGCCGUAUUCCUGUUCCGAGUGUGGAAAAUGUUUUGUACGGAAAUCAGUUCUUGUUAGACAUGAGAGAAGUCACACAGGUGAGAAGUAAUUUUCCUGUUCCGAGUGGGGGAAAUGUUUUGCACAGAAAUCAGAUCUUGUUACACAUCAGAGAAGUCACACAGGUGAGAAGCCGUAUUCCUGUUCUGAGUGUGGAAAAUGUUUUGUACGGAAAUCAGUUCUUGUUAAACAUCAGCGAUUUCACAGGUGAGAAGCCAUUUUCAUGCUGUGAGAGAAAUGUAACCGCUCUUGUUGAACAUAUUAGACAUUACCCAAAUACGGAACCAUUUAAAUCUUCUAGAGUAUAAUUAUCACUAUCAUGCAAUGUUCCUCAAGGGUCAAUCCUAUCUCCUAAGCUUUAUAAAAUAUACAUGCUACCACUGGGUUAUAUAAUCAGACAUCAUGGCCUGGUCUACCACUGCUAUGCAGAUGACCUGCUUUUUGCUCCAUGUACUGAGAACCGAAUACCAAUCCUAAAUGGUUGUCUAACUGAGCGCCAGUGGUGGAUGAUGCCAGUUGGCUGUGAUUCAGUCUUUGUGAAACAUAAUAGAAGCUCACCAGCAAAGGACAAGACUACAGCUUUACCAACCAUCUGGAUUUAUGCUUUGGUGUUCAUAAUUGCAAAAUACUGAACAUGUGCUGAAUCUUUGUGAUGUCCAGGUUUGUGGCUGACACUGACAUUGGGUAUCUGCCACAUACAAAUCCUCAUUCUUCCAUCUGUGGACCAUAGCCAGAAUCAAGCACUUGAUUCCCUCAGAAGUUCAUAGACUACUGCAAUGCCAUCUACCUGGCUCACCCAGCAAAAUAAUGACAGAGCUUGCAGCUAGUACAGAAUGCAGCAGCCAAGCUGUUACCUAACCAGCCCGUUCCUGCCACAUAACACCCAUUCUCUGCUCCCUUCACCGGCUGCCUGUAAGAUGGAAAAUCUAUUUCAUAAUUGGCUAACUGACCUUCCCAGCCUAACAUUACAUGGUCCACGGUACUAGAAGCAGCUUCUGCCUCCUUACUGCCCUGCUUGCUUGCUUCUACAGAUGAAGGACUGUUACCAGCAGUACCAAGAAUCUCCUGUCAUUCAUUUAUGGGUUGAACGUUUAGUUUUGCAGCCCUGCCUUGCACAGUCCAAGAGGCCUCCACUCUAGAGACCUUCACAAGCAGACUGAUGACUGUUACUCACGCUUUUCAUUAAUGUACCUCUAUUUACUUCCUAAAUAAUACAUCCCAAAUGCUUAGGUCUUUUUUCUGCUGUUUAUUUAGUAUCUUGUGCUUUGUGUAAAUGUGAAUGUCUAAUACCAGUUUGCACAAUCUGUAUUGCUGCACGACAGUAUGGCGGCCAUUGGAACGUGUUUUCACUUCUAGUUUGCCUAACUUGUUGCAGACACUCAUCUUGAUCAGGAGUGUCGAGUGUUUUCUGAUACAAGAUCCUAUUCAUAUAUACCCUGUACAUUAUCAUGUGCAUUAGAGUCACCCGGGUUCCAUCUGCGGUGGUUUGUUGUAUGUUACAUCUAUAUGGUGCGGAGACUCCCCUGUAUUUCAUAAUAAAAGCUUUUGUUUGCAUCUAA